Exophiala bonariae is the source of this 1059-nucleotide messenger RNA. RefSeq lists its product as uncharacterized. The record is from RefSeq and is a predicted model, not a curated record. The transcript has a single exon. The coding region runs from base 1 to 1059 and encodes 352 amino acids. NCBI's taxonomy places the organism in Eukaryota, Fungi, Ascomycota, Eurotiomycetes, Chaetothyriales, Herpotrichiellaceae.
AUGGAUCCCCCAGUGGUGUCCAGUCCUCCACCCAGUAAGCACGCCCGCGCCCGAACAGUGAAAGAGCCCGAAAAUGCUCGACGAGUCCGAAAGCGAGAAAUGGAUCGAAAAGCACAACAAACUUUUCGUGAGAAGACCAGAAACUACAUUACACACCUGGAACAAACCGUUGAAGUGUUCAAAGCUCGAUGUGAGACAGAUGUAGUAGAAAAGCUGUUGAUCAAGAACAGUGAAUUGCAAAGAACCAAUGGGCGCCUUCGAAAAGUGCUGAAGGACCUCGUUUCUACACUUCAAGCCGAGCUUCAGCCUGAGUUUUCCAUUGCUAGUGGAUUCGCGGGAGGAAUAUCGAGCGACAAACCUGGCGGCUCUCAAUGCCUCACCAGUGAUCUCACCAUCUCUUCCACUGACAAUUUCGAUGCGCAGGGUGACUCGGAUGAAGUCAUUGUCGGUGGACUGCCAGCCGCUGAAGGGUUUUUAGAGAACGGUGGGGAUAAGGAACCACUGAUCAACGAAUCAGCGCCUGAUAUUGAUAUCAUCAGCACUUUGGGUGGCCUUUCAGAACAUGUUCCAGCAUCUGAACGAAACCAAAAUCUGGCUCUCAUCAACGACAACUUACCUUUUACUUACAAUGCGGGCAUGACUUUCUGCGAACAGGACAUGAACGUCCAAGCUUUUGCUAUGCAGUGCUCUUCGGAAGGUCCAUGUUCUUUCGACAUGCAAUACCCUACGCCUUUGAGGUACUUUGGCCCUUUCUCUGUGCUGCCACCUUCGGAGGGUUCAGACAUAUGGUGUACCACCAGCCUUGUAUUCAACAAGAUCUUUGAUAUAUCAUCAGCUCGAGCCGAGCGCGCCAAAACAUUGGACAAAGGAGUGAUUUUCCGGGCAAUUCAGAAUGGAUGGAAUACGCUUGAUCCUUACAUUCUCCAGCAUCCAAUCAUUGAGAUAUUGAGGGACUACGAUCAAUUGGUCGCGGAGCGUCUUGAUAAAGUCAACCGAGUGGCUAUUGCCUACAAAAAUUCUGCACUAUUCAAGGUAAGAGUUAUUGGUUCGAUGAGCUAG